This is a messenger RNA of Cylindrotheca closterium, 411 nucleotides long. The record is from the annotation of a GenBank genome assembly. Lineage: Eukaryota; Bacillariophyta; Bacillariophyceae; Bacillariales; Bacillariaceae.
AUGCAUCAGCGACAAGCACGAAUCCAACUGCUGAUGCUAUCUGUGAACGGAUGCAUCAGACUGUUGGCAACAUUCUACGAACAAGAUGCUAACAUGGCCCCAAACAUUCAGACAUCUAAUCAAGCCAUCGAUGAUGCUCUUGCAGCAUGCAAUCAUGCUAUGCGACGUGCUGUUUCUCAGUCUUUGAAAAACAACACUCCAGGCAAAGUCGUGGUUGCUUGUGAUAUGUUGCUCAACAUUCCUGUCAUUGUCGAUCUUUUGAGUAUGCAAGAAAAGCGACAAUUGAUGGUCAACGAAAAUCUACAGCAACAAAAUGCCAAGCAAAAGGAGUUUGAUUACAACGUUGGUGGCGAAGUUUUGAUCAAGAAUUUCAAUCCAAGUAAAUUGGAUCCAAAGUUGGGGUUAGGGUAG